GAAAAAGAAAAACUGGGAUAAAAACAAUGGCUUAGCCAGAACCAUUCCCGACUUCCGUUCCCGUCAGUGGAUGAAAGAAGAAGAAAAAUACUACAUAUGGGGAUCAAUGAACAGACAUCAAAAAGAAAAACCAACAGCAAAGAAGGAAAGAGAAAAAAGCUCCAGAUGGAGUCGAAGAAAAGUCAAAAGUAUGACAGGAAUGUCCAAGGUUGGGAAGGAAAGGCUCCAAAACGAAAUAAAACCACGCAAGCAAGAACAAAGGAAAAGGUGCAAAUAGGCAAGGAAUACACACCAGGGUGGACAGUCAGACAUGCAGGUGUAUCACUGCCUGCAGCCUCACAACGUAAGACACCACGCGGUGAUCCCUUGCAAGGCAGAAAAUUGGCAACAUCGAUAUCAAAACCACCGUCAGUCAUCCAGCAUUGUCACUUCUUUGUGGUUCUUUUAUUUUUUUGGUCUUUUCGUGUGGUUAUUUUGGGCUUUCCAGGCUUUGCACUUGGUAGGAGGAUAUGACGACAGUGUUCGACCCAAAUGUCUGAAUCACCCUCUGUCAGCCCCUUGUCACUGGUCAUUCGAUUUUUUUUGCGUUUCGCGUUUUCUU
Molecule: messenger RNA, 601 nt
Organism: Aspergillus candidus
Lineage: Eukaryota; Fungi; Ascomycota; Eurotiomycetes; Eurotiales; Aspergillaceae
Exons: 2
Coding region: 97-513 (138 amino acids)
Source: RefSeq, a predicted model, not a curated record